Molecule: messenger RNA, 7062 nt
Organism: Malurus melanocephalus (red-backed fairy wren)
Lineage: Eukaryota; Metazoa; Chordata; Aves; Passeriformes; Maluridae
Gene: CRYBG1
Product: crystallin beta-gamma domain containing 1
Exons: 23
Coding region: 248-5521 (1757 amino acids)
Biological process (GO): lens development in camera-type eye; visual perception
Molecular function (GO): structural constituent of eye lens
Source: RefSeq, a predicted model, not a curated record
CCGCCGCCCCUCCGCCGCCGCCGCGCCCAAGCGGCGCCCCGCGUUCCCCCACUGGCGCCCGAAGAAGAAGGAGCAGCAUCCCCGGGCGAGCGGCGGUGCCGCGCCCGCCUGCGCCUCGCCACCCRCCGCGACCCUCGAGUCCCCGGCCCCGCGGUACUAUGAUGUGUCGGGCAGACGCUGCACUGCGCAGGAGAGCCAAACACUCUCAGUGAUCUGUCCCCACUCUUACGCUCUCCCAGCAAUAUCAAUGUCUACUGCCUCAUUGCCAGCAGCACUUAGAAAGUCCACCUCACACAUUCCGGAUUCUUCCAGAGAAGAAAAUAAAAAGAAACCUGUUUUGGAAAUACUUGGAAAUUUGUUUGGUACAGGCAGGAGGAAAAAUGUCAAAAGUUCACUAGACCACACUUCUCAUCAUAAGGGUGAGAGGUCAGGUUCUCCUCACGGGGCGCAGGCAACAUACUCCAAGCACUUCAAAGAAGGACACGAAGCUCCUCAAGUACAGAAGCAAGUGAGAAACGCAAGUGCCCUUUCUGAGGCAGAGGAAUGUAAUUUCAGUGGGGAAGUAAGACCGCUGUAUCAMGACACAGUUUCAGAAUGGAGUAGCAGGGGAGUCUCUUCUGACAGUGAGUGGUCAGCAGAUUGGAGCGGCAGCAGUGAAACCAUUAAAAACUCUUUCUGUGAGAGUAGCCUGAAUGUGGAAACGCUGGGACUGGAGAAAGAAUCCGUCACAGAUAUAAAUAAUUCCACAACUCCAGAUUUCAUACAGAGCUUGAGAAAUUUGUCUAACGAAGACUUAGAAAAGAGUAUCCUGAGCCACAAACAGCUUGUAAACGCGUGGGYGUCUGAGGAGCCUGGGCAUGCAAAACCAAAGGAUUUGCCAUGCGAGUUGGAAUCUGCAGUGAGUGAACACACACAUUCUUCUGCUAGAGUGUUAACAGUUGAUAUCUAUCUGAGAAAAACAGASGAGCUCCUUGAUGAACCUGUGACUUUUAAAUCAGAAGAAGAUUUGGACACAAUGGAUAAAAAAUCUGCUAGUAAAAGAUCUGGAAAACGGAGAAAGUCUCAGUUGUCUAGUGACAUUCUGAAUGGAGAGAGAAACCAGACUGAGAAUACUGCGAGAGAAGAAUCUGUUUUUGAGGAUGAUGCCCAUUCUGAGGUGUUCUCAGACAAGACAAUAAACUCUGAACGAAAAAUGAGGUCUCUUCAACAGACUCCUGAAAGGAAUUCCUCUUCCUCUGGCAGUAAUCAGGACCUAAAAAUUGGAUCUGCUCACAAAGGGGCAUCUAAAGCUGAAGCUGACAAGGGCAAGCAGCAGAUCUCAAACACAACCCCUGCAAGGAGAAGGUCAUAUAAAAAGAAUCAGUCAGAUUCUGUACCCAUUUCCCCUACUGGUUUGAAGGGUCAGGUGAAAGAUUACUCUUCAAAAAGGCAACCUUUAGCAUCUCCAGAGACUAACCCAGUAACAAAAAGAACUUCGGUGGAAAAGGGAGCUAUACCUGUGGCUUUUGGGGAAGACAGCUUGGAGUCUCCCAAAACUUCUUCGGCUGCUAAGACAGAAGACAAUGCCUUGGUGUUUGCUGAAGGCAGAAAUGAUACUAAGGCAGUAAAGCAUGGUAAUGGUCCAGAUGGAAGAGCUUUCUUGCAUACUGAUGGGAUUAAAAAUGGAGACCUGUGUCUGUCAGCUGAGAGACAGACAAAUUCUGAUUUAGACACCUCGAAGCUGAAGAUUUUGGAUACUUCCAGAACAGUCACGACAAAGAUUAGCCUUCCAGCCAAACCGAAGAAUAUAGAGCUGAAUUUUAAAACACCUACGAAUCAAGACAGUUUAGAAAGUGAGCAGGAUGCUCUUGAAAAACCAGUUAAUAAAACUAACAGCAACAUUGCCAACAAAAUUUCCUUGUUUGAAAACAAAUGUGCUAACCAGAACCAGAGGCCUACAGACAUCCCUGCUUCAAAAAAUAGUACUGGACUGAGCACAUUCGUUGGCAGAGCMAAACUAAAAUUUGGUAAACAACCUAAAGAAAAUGAACAGCCUGAUAAAACAUUAAAUAAGCAAAGCAGUCGCCAAAAGUUAUUUGARAAUGGCACACAGGAGAAGGAAAGCACUGCAGAAUUAAAAGGCAGAAAUGAAGAAGGCUUUGCCUCUAACRAGGAUAUUGGGAAGACAACAGAGCUUAAAGUAAGAGCUGCCGUAUCCCUUUUUAACCAAAGCAGCAAAAGUGAGGCCGGUUCUGUGUCUCUGAAGCAACCAGAACCAGAAUUAACCACUGCAAARAAAGAAAGUUCACCUUUUAAAGUGUCUUUGCACUCACCGGUUAAAAGUGAAAAUGCUCAAGAUACUUUCUACCAAAGAAAUUACACAAGCUCAGAAUUCCACAGAAAUGAWGAAAAGAUGCUGCCAAACACAGAGGCUUUAUCACCUUGCAAUAAUGGUAAAUAUCCUCUACUAUCUCAUCAGGUUUCUAGGUCAAAAUUUAAGAUGCUGGAAAAUGGAGACAAAAAGGCAAAGCCGGGAGAUUUGAACUUUGCAGCACUGCAGUAUGAUGACAGCAAUCAAGACACUAUAUUAGAAUCAGAGCACAGUUCCAAUACACAGAAGAGCCCAGGCAAAGCCUGUAAUGGGUCUGCUGAAGAUGACAGCAUUUUUGAUUCCCCAUCUGACAUGAAGAAGUUUGCUGAAACAAUAAAAAACUUAGACAGCUCAGUUUGUUUACCCCAGAAAAAGAAGAGGUCAAAGCUUCCAAAGUCACCAGCACCYCACUUUGCAAUGCCUCCUAUUCAUGAAGACAACUUAGAGAAAGUAUUUGAUCCUAGUGUAUUUACUUUUGGUUUGGGACUGAGGAGGGAGAAAACACAGGAUCUGUUACCAGCCCAGCAAAUUAAAAUGCAAAGCCUGGAAACGAUAGCCAGGGUCAGACCCAAGCGUGCAUCAACAGAGCAAAGUAUCAUAUUCAAAGCUCUGCAGUCAUGUAGAGAGGAACCUGCCUUUGCUCACGAAACAAAUGGAAAAGAGAACAUGGAYUGUACAGAUGGUGAAAUUAAGAGAUCACGAGUUGAGAAAAGCUCCCUCUUCUCAAGCUUGCUGUCUUCUAAAGAAAAGUUUUUAUGUCCUUCUGCCACUUCAGUAAAUAACACAACAGCUUUUGCAACUGACUCCUCAGGGAUGCCUCCUUUGCAGCAGGAUGUUUCUGGGCCAUUCAUCAUGCCUCAAAAAUCUGAGUCUCUUUCAGAUAUGAAGUUGCCAAGUUUUGUGGAGAAGUACCUGCAAGCAGAUAGUGCAAAAAAAGAACUAAGUUUACAAAUGCCCAACUAUGGCAACCCUGAGAAAAGUUUUUCCAGCUGGUUAGGGACAAACAGAUAUGAACCAAAUGUCCCUCCUGGUUUAUUAGAUGUGGAUACACUUCCAAGAAAUGGACAAAGUAAAAUCAAUCCCAGACCUGGCAAGCUGGUGAUAUACUGUGACUCAGAUUGCCAAAAAGCUGGCAUUGAAGUUUUCCAUGAUGUUCCAGAUUGCAGUUCUUGGGUUCUGACACCAACAAUUUUAGUUAAAGUCAUCAGAGGAUGCUGGAUACUCUAUGAGAAACCAAAUUUUGAAGGCCCCUCUGUUCCAUUGGAAGAAGGAGAGUUGGAACUCACAGAUAUUUGGGGUACAGGUACUUCUGAAGAGCAAAGUGACYGCAAAUCUCAAAAGCCUGCAGUGAUCGGUUCGAUAAAACAUGUUGUUAAGGAUUACAGGGUUUGCCGAAUUGAUUUGUAUACAGAGCCUGAAGGGUUAGGAAUCGUGACUUCCUUUUUUGAUGACACUGAAGAAACAGGGGUGUUUGGCACCACUCAGAAGACUUGUUCCAUUAAAGUACAUUGGGGCAUAUGGCUUAUUUAUGAAGAGCCUGGUUUCCAGGGAGUYCCUUUAAUGUUGGAACCUGGUGAAUAUCCUAAUUUAUUAUUCUGGGAGAAGAAGGAAGCCUACAUUAGGUCCAUGAGACCCUUGAAAAUGGGUGGUCGCAAAGUCGAAUUCAGUGGGGAGCCAAAGGUAAUUGUUUAUGAGAAGCCUUUCUUUGAAGGGAAGCAUGUGGAAAUAGAAUCAGAGAUCGUUAUGCUUGAAGACAAGGAAUCAGAAGACAAGAAAAGACUUCCACUUGCAUCAGUAGGAUCCUUGAAAGUGCUGGGCGGAGUUUGGGUUGCUUACGAGAAACCCGGGUUUGAAGGCCAUCAGUACCUGCUGGAGGAAGGAGCGUAUCGGGAUUGGACAGACUGGGGUGGCUACGACGAGGCGCUGCAGUCCCUGCGACCCAUUGUUGGCGACUUCACAAGCUCACACAUGAUAAUGUACAGUGAAAAAGACUUUGGAUCAAAGUGUUCCAAUAUCAACGUGUUAGGAAUUAUUUCCAAUUUGAAAGACACUGGAUAUGGGCUGAGGACGCAGUCUAUAAAUGUGCUAAGUGGCGUAUGGGUGGCUUAUGAGAAUCCUGAGUUUACUGGGGAGCAGUAUAUACUGACUAAAGGGCUAUAUCCCAGCAUUGAGGCAUGGGGRGGAAAGAAUUGCAAAAUAUCUUCAGUUCAACCCAUUGUUAUGGAUAUUGUUGGAAGCGAAAAGGGCAAAGUCAAGGUCCAGUUAUUUUCAGAGCCUGAAUUCAAGGGCAACUGCCAAAUAUUUGAAAAAAACACAGGAUGUAUUGAUUCAUUUGCUGUGAAGUCUUCAAAAAUUGUAGAUGGAAGCUGCAUAGUGUAUGACCAGGAGGAAUUCUCUGGUAACCAGUAUGUGUUGGAAGAAGGGAUCUAUCCUGAUCUGACAGCAAUGGGUUGUUCACCCCAAGCAGUUAUAAAAUCUUUACGGAUCAUAAAUGUUGAGCUGUCUGAGCCCUGCAUAGCUCUUUUUGAAAAGAUGGGUUUCCAAGGAAAGAAAAUCGAAUUCAGUACAGAAACCUUAAAUCUCCAGUUCCUGGGAUACAAUCCUCGAAUAGCUUCAGUUCAAGUCCUUGGUGGCAUAUGGGUAAUCUAUGAACAUAGUAAUUACAGGGGACGGCAGAUGUUAUUAACACCAAAUGAAAUUCCAGAUUGGUGUAAAGCCAGCAGCUUUUCUCACAUAGGCUCUCUGAGACCYUUACUGCAGAAACRUGUGUUCUUCAGGCUUCGAAACAAGGAAACAGGAAAAUUCAUGUCAGCUGAUGGAAACCUAGAUAAUCUGAAUCUUCUCAGAAUACAGGUUGUAGAAGAUACAGACUCAGAUGAUCAAAUCUGGGUUUAUCAGGAUGGAUUCAUAAGGUAUCGGAUGGCAGAGGAUUGCUGCUUGACAAUUGUUGGAAAUCUUAUAACUCCUGGCUCUAAACUCGGUCUGUCAUUUGAGCGGAAUGAAGACAAACAAUAUUGGCAUAUUAGUCCCGAUGGCAGAAUUUAUAGCAAGAUGAAACCCAACCUCGUUUUAGAUAUCAAAGGAGGCACACAGUAUGAUUGUGACCAUGUCGUUGUCAACACAGUCAAUGAAGAAAAGCUAACACAGUGCUGGGAACCACUGGUUGUAUAAACCUAAAGAAGGAAAGAUGAUGUUUGAAGGGGCCAUGUUUGAAGUGGCCACUAUUCUGGACACUGGAAUUGGCACUGCCAUCUCUGAAGGAUACAGAAUGAACAAUGAGAGUUUUCUUUUCUUCACAGUUUUAAAAAGAACAAGCAACAGAUUGGUUUCACCUCUCUAUCCAAGAUUAUUGUCGCUAUAAAAGCUUGAGUAUCUCAAAACCUUCCUUUUUUUUUAAAUCCUUACAACUCAGUGUUGGAUAGAGUGGCAGUAUGCCUCAGGCUAGAAUGGGAACAACUGACUGUGAGAGAAAUCCCAUGGAGCUACUUAUGUCAGUGAGUGGUUCACCCAGAAUAGUCAGUCAGUGGAACUUAUUUUAUUAAGGACAGGAGUGCAGUGUAUAUGUGGGUAUAGCAACUUGGACCUAUAGGCUGUAGUAUAGAGAAAUAUUCACUACAGGAAAUUAAUAUAUUUGGUUUACUGGAACAAACUUAUGUUUACUGAAAGUUUAAAGACUGCUAAUACAGCAUAUCCAAAGACUUUAACAUGUGGCUUCAAGUAUAGUUAGUAUGCUAAUAUAGUAAGUCCUAAUUUAAGAAAAAACUCUAGAUUUUCUCAUGCAUAGAGGAUGUAAAGUAGCAAAUAUUUUGUUAGAAAAAGAGAGGGCUGCCAAAAGGAUCUAUAGGAAUGUGAAGAAUUUGCCCAUUUUCUAGGUUGCCUAACUUCUUGAGUUGUGGGUAUUUUUCUUCUUUGCCAAGUCACAUUUGUACCUUGUUCAGUAAGUACAGUUCUCCAGAACUCCAAAAUCAUAGAAAACCCAAAAAUUCUUAGGGAAGGUAUCACUAAGAUUACUGUAACAGCAUGUUAAGCGCUGUGGUUACUGAGUUUUCCAGCCACUGCCUGUUGCAUUUACCAUGGAGAAUGCCCAACGCCCCACUAUUUCUGGUGAUUUUGGAGAGCAAUGUUUGUGGUGGGCUGGUGCCUCCCCAUUGGACAGAAGUGUCUGACUCCUCUAGGAAGGGGCACAGCUAAGCCUGGAUAUGUGCCCAGCCUUAAGGGCUGUGCCCAUUCCAAGUGUUACUGGUUUAGUAAAGAGCUUGUGACAAGUGGGAUGUCCUGAUGACUGCAGAAGGUCCUUCKGUUGCCCUGCUUUGAACAUGGUCAUGUUAGUUUUCCUUAAUAAUGUUGGCAAAAAGGUGAAACACAAACUCUUGUACUAUGCUGCUGUGUUUUGUUCUGGCUUAGACCAGUKUUAUUACAAGCUGCUCUUAGGAGCAUCCAGGCCUUUGUCUUGCAUAGUAAGUCUGUUUAAAAUUAACAUUUUCAUUAUUAUUGUAUUGCCUCAAAGCAUACUGGUGCUUUUACUGUUACCACCCGAGAGGAAGUGCCUUACUAAUUUUCUUCCUUUUGUAAAGAUGCACUGAAGUUUUGUUGCUCUGAAAUGUGCUGCUUUUAGUCCUUAAUAGAAAAUAUGUUGUUACUGGUUCCAAACAGUGGUACUUUGUCAUAUUGAUGUGCUCUUGCUAUAUAUAAUAUAGUAUUUUACAAAUCAA